AUGCGUGCAUUCUUUCGAUCUCUCCUCCAGCGUCGUCCCCAUAAGCCAGGAUACAAGUCCUCGACUACUCUUCAGACAAGAGCUAUGUCUUCCGGAAUGACGGCUGUGGUCAUGUACGCGACCAUGACGGCUCCUACGGCGCUGAGUGCUGUACCGGAGGAAACAAAGGACAAGGCGCAUCAUUUGAAGGAUGGGAAGGGCUUCAGAAACCCAUGGGACUCUUGCGUAGAGCAGAAUCCGUUAAAAGUUACAACUGGCAUGGCUUGGCGUAUCAUUACAGGAAAGACGAAAUGGCCAGAUACCACCCCUCCACACGUCGAAGUACACACGCCAACCUUCCUCGCCUCCCGCUCCGGCUCCCAAGCCCUACGCGCAACCUGGCUCGGCCACGCCUGCUACUACGUCGAAUACCCCUCUGGCCUGCGCGUCCUCUUCGACCCCGUUUUUGAAGAACGCUGUAGUCCCUUGUCCUUCAUGGGCCCGAAACGGUACACCGCGAUUCCCUGCCAAAUCCAUGAUCCCCCCAUCGUAGACGUCGUAGUAAUAAGCCACUCGCACUACGACCACCUGUCCCAUCCUACGGUCCUGGAACUACAGAAACAUCAUCCGAAUGCCCUGUUCAUGGUGCCGCUGGGAUUGAAGAAAUGGUUUAAUAAUAGCGGAAUUACGAAUGUGCAGGAACUGGAUUGGUGGCAGGAUGUCGACAUUACACUAUCUCCUUCUACGGGCGAGAAGCGCAUCUCAACAGCUUCUGCUUCCUCUGCAGCCCCUCUUUCAAGCACAGGCCAAGACAUCACAGCACGUAUAUCUUGUCUGCCCUGCCAACACACUUCAGCGCGGACGGCGUUCGAUAAAGGCUGCACGCUCUGGGCAUCCUGGGCCGUUUCGUCCGGCGGUAAAUCCGUCUGGUUUGGCGGAGAUACAGGCUACCGGUCGGUGCCCGAAGUUCCAAAAGGCGUAGACGAUUAUUCAGAAGACUUCGCACAUCUGCCGAGCUGUCCAGCUUUUGCUCAAAUUGGAGAAUUCCGUGGGCCGUUUGAUUUAGGGCUGAUCCCUAUAGGAGCGUAUGAUCCGAGGCAUAUCAUGAGUUCGAUGCAUGCGAACCCGUUUGAUAGUGUGAACAUAUUUGUGGAUACGAAGUGUAAGAGGGCGAUGGGUAUUCAUUGGGGAACGUGGGUGUUGACUUCAGAGGAGAUAUUGGAGCCACCAUUGUUAUUAAAGAAGGCUUUGGCGAGGAAAGGUUUGCCAGAGGAAGGAGUCUUUGAUGUUUGUCAUAUUGGGGAAAGCAGGGAUUUCUAA
This is a messenger RNA of Lachnellula hyalina, 1299 nucleotides long. It is a transcript of the gene Napepld, whose product is annotated as N-acyl-phosphatidylethanolamine-hydrolyzing phospholipase D. Gene Ontology annotation, molecular function: zinc ion binding; N-acylphosphatidylethanolamine-specific phospholipase D activity. The transcript is spliced from 2 exons. Bases 1 to 1299 code for a protein of 432 amino acids. The record is from RefSeq and is a predicted model, not a curated record. Gene Ontology annotation, cellular component: membrane-bounded organelle; cytoplasm. Lineage: Eukaryota; Fungi; Ascomycota; Leotiomycetes; Helotiales; Lachnaceae. Gene Ontology annotation, biological process: N-acylphosphatidylethanolamine metabolic process; N-acylethanolamine metabolic process.